AUGGAAGUAGCUCGCGGACUGAGCUCUAAGGCCACGACAAACUCGAGUAUCCCGUCCGACGUGCACCUCUUGCCCGAUGGAUCGCUGGAUUUCACUGCUUGGAACAACAUCACCAGUGCUGCGUGCCAAGCGCGUCUCAGCCAACUCACUCGAACAUCGAACCCUUCCGGCGAUUGCAUUUGUUACAAUUUGCCGAUGCUCAACGUCGAUACCGGCAUGUUUGAGGCUGAUUUGCGCCUGUAUCGUGUAUCUGCCCCAAGAGACUCUUUUGUAGGUGUCCCGCCUAGUGGAAUUCAGGUUGGCGUUUCGUACAAGGGCGCCAGUGUGAGUCCCAUGAAGCCAGUGACUUCGGGAUCAAGCUCUCCAGCCGUCAAUAUCACGAAGAGGUCCGAUGGCUCUUCUGCCCCGACUCUGCUGCAGUCAUACAUGCUUGUUGGACAAAUCGACAAGGACCAGAUGAAGAAUAACCUUUCAAUUGCUGCUCUCCAAGCUCUCGUCAUGCCCACUCUCACUCUCUCCGCAGUCACUCCCGGAGGCUCUCAGAUUAGUUCCAACGUCUCUCUUAACGAAGCAUCUUUCCUUGUUGGCGUCUUCUCCAACGACGUCGUCCUGUCCGAUUUCGCCGCAGCUCAGCAGGCAGUAGCAGUCCAACAAGCUGCUCUGAAGAACGGCACCGUGGCCUUCAUCUUGCCUGGAGUGAAUUUAUUGAUCUUCCCCAUUGGACUGAUAAUUACGUGUCUCUGGCUGUUCAUUGGAUUGCUUGCGUAUGGUUUCGGCACCUAUCAACGAAUUCAGUAUGCGACGGCGUUUAAGCGAAGGGCUAUGCAUGCUUCAAAGGGUGACAGUGCUUACCGCACUCUUUAA
This is a messenger RNA of Trichoderma asperellum CBS 433.97, 864 nucleotides long. RefSeq lists its product as uncharacterized. NCBI's taxonomy places the organism in Eukaryota, Fungi, Ascomycota, Sordariomycetes, Hypocreales, Hypocreaceae. The record is from RefSeq and is a predicted model, not a curated record.